AGAUUGCAUUGUUGCUGCAAAUAUUUAUACCAAAUUUGAUUUUGAGUGCGGUGGUGCAAGCAUUUGAUGACCCAUGACGGAGAUUCAGACUUGUGGCAAACCAAUCGAUUCGUUGUUAGAGAAGGUCCUUUGUAUGAACAUUCUGUCGUCUGAUUAUUUCAAAGAGCUUUACCGGUUAAAGACAUACCAUGAAGUUGUCGAUGAAAUCUAUAAUCAGGUUGACCAUGUGGAGCCAUGGAUGACUGGAAACUGCCGUGGUCCUUCGACGGCAUUCUGUCUUCUUUACAAGUUUUUUACCAUGAAACUUACUGUCAAACAAAUGCAUGGUUUAUUGAAACAUCCAGAUUCUCCUUACAUAAGGGCGGUUGGAUUUCUCUAUCUAAGAUAUGCUGCAGAUCCAAAGACAUUGUGGAGCUGGUUUGAACCAUAUCUUAAGGAUGAUGAGGAAUUCUCACCUGGAUCCAAUGGAAAAAUGACCACGAUGGGUGCAUAUGUGCGAGAUUUGCUACUUGGACAGUACUACUUUGAUACCCUUUUCCCUCGCAUCCCUGUUCCUGUAAUGCGGCAGAUUGUAACUAAUCUUGAGAAGAUGAAGCUUCCCUCAAAGCACUCUGGUGUUACAGGGGAUACCAACCGUCAUGGAUCUGAUGAUACUGCUCGUCGACCACCAUCUGUUAAAGCUGCACUUUCAGUCUCUUUUGGCCAGCGUGCUCCUCACCGUGCAUCAACCAGGGACUCAUCUCCCGUUCGCCGCACUAUACCACCGCCCUCAUAUGAUGGAGCCAAUGAAGAUGUAAGAAGAUCCCCCAGAGAUCGCCGCAGCCAUAGUCGUGAGUAUCAUGACAGGGAUUACUUAGACAGAGACAAGGAUCGAGAUAGAGAUAGGGACCGAGAACGUGAUCGAGACAGAGAUAGAGAUCAGGAUCGAGACAGAGAUAGAGAUCAGGAUCGAGAUAGAGAUAGAAAUAGGGACCGAGAUCGAGGUAGAGAUCGAGAUCGAGAUCGAGAUCGGGACAGGGAUAGGGAUAGGAUUAGGGACAGGGACAGGGACAGGGAAAGAGAAAGAGAAAGAGAAAGGGAACGAAGACAUGAUUAUGAUAGAAGGUCCAAGUACUCAGAGAGAGGAAGCAGGAGGGAAUAUGAGAACAGCCAUAGGAGCCGGAGCAGAAGCAGGAGCAGAAGUAAGAGUGUGCAGGCUGGCAAUGCACGCAUUGAUCGUCAAACAACCCCACAGAGAGAUGUAAGCAAAGAGAAGACAUCUGCAUCAAGCAACCUGGCCAAGCUUAGGGAUCUAUAUGGUGAUUUAAGUGAUAGAAAAGGGGAGGAUGAACUGGAACGGGGUCCUGGAAGGGAUAGAGGUGAAGAAGUGAUUAGACUUGGUGGUUCUACCUGGAAAUGAAGCAGACAGAUGGAGGCCUGCAU
Pistacia vera is the source of this 1422-nucleotide messenger RNA. RefSeq names its product pre-mRNA splicing factor SR-like 1. The record is from RefSeq and is a predicted model, not a curated record. Gene Ontology annotation, cellular component: precatalytic spliceosome. The transcript is spliced from 4 exons. Bases 74 to 1399 code for a protein of 441 amino acids. NCBI's taxonomy places the organism in Eukaryota, Viridiplantae, Streptophyta, Magnoliopsida, Sapindales, Anacardiaceae.